AUGUUCGGCUCAGCAGAUUUGAGUCCCAGCUCGCGCUCGAGUGCAUCCCAUGGCAUGGGCGCAGAUGGGGCGAAGCACACUACCAGGAUGCUACAGGUCCUGAAGGUGUCAGGCGAAGAUUUGACGACCAUACCUGCGGAAGAGCUGAGCGACGUGCUGAGUUUGAAGCUGUGCUUGCAGCCACUGUGUGGGGUGCCACGGUUCCGGCAACGGCUCCUGCGUGAUUGUGAUAUCCUGGAGGACGAUGCCCUGUUAGAUGCAAGCAUCCCUGUGCAGCUGGUCUUGCUGGCCUUUGUGAGUGCUUCCAACGAGGAGGUCGAUCAAUUGUCAGCGGCCUCGAGAGCUGGUCGAGCCAAGGAGGUGGAGGAAGCACUGCUACGACCCCAAGAUCCCGAUUUGCGUCUUCCGGAUGGUUCAGCAGCGCUCCACAGCGCCGCGAAGGCAGGUCACGAGGACAUUGUGCGCUUACUCUUGGAGGGCGGUGCUGAGAAAGAUAGCCGGAACAACCGUGGCGAAACACCCCUUUUCGUGGCCGCCCGCAAGUUCCGCGUGGACAGUGCACGAGCCUUGCUGGAGGCCAUGGCAAACCCGAAUGCCCGUGACAAUCGUGGGGAGACGCCUCUCUGUGUCGUAGCUCGCAAAGGGCACGUCCAUGGGUUUCCACUUGGACAUGCCAGGAUCGGGCACUUGUUGCUGCAGAUGGGCGCUGAUCCUGAUUCUGCUUGCAGCGUGGGCAGAACGCCGCUCUGGUGGGCAUGCUUGCGGGGCGACAUGGAUAUAGCGGUGAUGCUGUUGCAGGUUGGUGCUCACCAUCAAGUGGCGGACGCUAGUGGCAUAACACCUCUCUGGUUAGCAUCUUGCGUGGGACUCGUCAGACUGGUGCACCUACUGCUGGAAAAAGGUGCUGACCAGACUUGGGCAGACAAGCGCGGACGAACGCCGUUUCAGAUGACGCGUGAGCUUGUGCGCUUGCAUGCCGAGGCAGGUCCGGACACUGACAAGUUUCGCAACGCCUGUGGCGCCCUUUCCCUCUUCCGCGGCAGCACUUUUCAAUCAACCAUGCGAACCCGUGAAAGGAUUAAACUCUGUCUUGAAGCAUUCCACAGAUGCAACAGGCCGCUCAGCGACAUUUGGAUAUCGGAGAUGGGAUACCAAGCAGUGCUGGAUCUCAUGUCAGAAGCUGCAGCAAGCAAUGACAUGUAUUGCGAAGCCAGAGUCAAGCGCUUAAGAACCUGA
This is a messenger RNA of Symbiodinium natans, 1236 nucleotides long. The record is from the annotation of a GenBank genome assembly. NCBI's taxonomy places the organism in Eukaryota, Dinophyceae, Suessiales, Symbiodiniaceae.